Messenger RNA from Monoraphidium neglectum, 465 nucleotides. RefSeq names its product ATP-dependent Clp protease adaptor protein ClpS. NCBI's taxonomy places the organism in Eukaryota, Viridiplantae, Chlorophyta, Chlorophyceae, Sphaeropleales, Selenastraceae. The record is from RefSeq and is a predicted model, not a curated record. Gene Ontology annotation, biological process: proteolysis; protein catabolic process. Bases 1 to 465 code for a protein of 154 amino acids. The transcript has 7 exons.
AUGGCUCUCGCCGCGGUAUCGACCUCGCUGGCGUCGCCUCUCAACAGGGCGAAGCUCGCCUUGCAGCACGCAGACGCAGCCCUGCCCGGCGACGUGGCGAGCAGCGUGUGCGUGCGCCAGCAGCAGCAGCAGCAGCAGCAGCAGCAGCACACGGAGGGCGCGCGGAAGAAGCCCCCGAUCUACAAGGUCAUGCUGCACAAUGACAACUACGUGAGCGGGGGCCGUCAAGCGUCGGGCGGGCCGCGGCGCGGCGGCCCGCCCCUGACGAACCGGCGGGAGUAUGUCGUCAAGGUGCUGCUCAAGGUGGUGUCUGAGAUCACGGUGGACGACGCCAUGAACGUGAUGCAGGAGGCUCACGAGAGUGGGGUGGCGCUGGUGGUGGCGUGCGCCCAGGACCAGGCGGAGGGAUACGUGGAGGACCUGAGGCUCAAUGGCCUGAUAUCAACCAUGGAGCCCGGCCACUAA